UUCCUGCAGUAAAGCUGAUGAGAAAUGUCCCAUGGAUGGGAAUAGGAGCAGGGUAACCAAAUGGGGAAGACAAGGACUUGUCACUUGGGUACAGUAAGCUCUGGGAUGGCUUGCCUUUAGGAGACGGGUGGUAUGGAGGCCUCCUUGCAUUGGGGGAGCACCGGGUUUCCAGCAGAGCUCCAGGCCUGCAGUGCAGAGAGAAGGGGAGCUCCCUCGGAGGGAUCUCUUCAUUAAAUUAUUUGCUCUCCAUUUGAAUUAAAGAAAGGUGGAUGGGUUGGUGGCAGCAGCGGGGACUUCGCUGGGAGACACUUUGGCUCCUUGGAUGGGGCGAGCCCUCAUUAUGUGUAUUUUGGUGAUGGGAUGACAAUGGAGGUGUGGGAGACAGCUCUGAGUCACCCUCGGAGCCGCAGAGGGGCCGGGCCGGGUGGGUGGGGGUCGCUAAAGGCCGGGGUGGAGGCUUUUAAGGCACGGAGCUGCCAGUGCCGUUACACCGCCCGCAGACCUCGGCCCGCAUGGAGCUCGCUAGCCUGCCUCCCGCCAGCCUGCUCCCCGCCAGCCUGGCCCCUGCCAGCCUCCCCUCCGCCAGCCUGGCCCCCAGCCCCGGACCCGCCGGUGAGCCGCGCCGGGCGGGCAGGCGGCGGGGGUCUUGGUGGCGGUGCUGGUGGCAGUGUUGGUGGUAGCUGUGUUGGUGGCGGUGUUGGCGGCGUUGGGGCAGGAGGACGCUGCCGGGCCCCGCUGACCGCCGCUCCCCGUUCUCUCCCCGCAGGCGAGCCCCGGGCGCGCCCCGCCGGCCCCAGCUCGGGGCGGGAGGGCGGCCGGCGCAAGAGAACCACCUUCAGCAAAGCGCAGCUGGAGCUGCUGGUCCGCGCCUUCGAGAAGGAGCCGUACCCCGGCAUCGCCCUACGGGAGCAGCUCUCCAGCCUCACCAACAUCCCCGAGUCCCGGAUCCAGGUGUGGUUCCAGAACCGGAGAGCCCGGCAGCUAAACCACAAGAAGUGCGAGGCCGCCGCCUACGCCAGGCCGAGCAAGCCGAAGCCGCCCCGGUGCGCUGGCCAGGAGCAGCCCCGGGCGCAGCAGCGCCCGGGGACAGAGCGGAACCUUCUCUGCCCGCAGCCAGGCCUGCCAGGAGGGAGCCAGAGCUUCGGUGGUCAGCCGCCGUUCUACUCGGGGCAGCCGUACUCAAGGCUCGACAUGCAUUUCAGGAGCUUGGAUAACACUUUUGGAGCGCUGGGUCAGACCCCAGCUGACUUCGGUUUGGAUUGUUCGGGAAGAGGGGUCCCACUAGGUGCGGGAAGCGUGGGGAGUGCCCCUCCGUUCUCGCUCCCUGUGCAGCAGGCACAGGAGUAUCCGUACCUGAAGAAAUCCUUCCCUGAAGGCUGCUACUCAGAUGCAGAUGUUUUCCAGCCUUGCACAGAUCACCAACACCCAGCAGCUAAAGAGAACAUGUACAGGAAGCCUGUCUUAAACUACUGCAGUGCUAACCAGGGCCUGGGUGUUGAGAACUGUCUGUAUGCUAAGUCAAGCACUCCUCCCUUUGGGAAGGGCUCCACUUGCAGUUUUGAUGGGGGGGAACCUAAGCUUGAGCCCGAGCAGAUGAGGCACAGCUCACCUCUGCUUGCAGCUAGUAAUGCUAGUCCUCCUUUGGUACUUCCAAAGCAUGAAGGGGGGUAUCAAACUGCACUUGCCACUCCAGCCCCAUUGUAUGAGCAGCAGCUGCUGGAGACAGUAAAUGACUAUGACCCUCAUUGGCUGGGCAUGAGAAAUGAAAUUUUGGGAAUAGGGUUAGAUUUGUUGUUUGAGAAUGAGCAAAAUAUGGAGCAAGGUCAGACAAAAAGUUACCUUUCUGCUUUUGGUGGCCAGAAUUCAGUCUGUCAAUUGGGUCAGACAUGA
Messenger RNA from Pyrgilauda ruficollis (rufous-necked snowfinch), 1890 nucleotides. RefSeq names its product homeobox protein B-H1-like. The transcript is spliced from 2 exons. The record is from RefSeq and is a predicted model, not a curated record. Gene Ontology annotation, molecular function: DNA binding. The coding region runs from base 361 to 1890 and encodes 509 amino acids. Lineage: Eukaryota; Metazoa; Chordata; Aves; Passeriformes; Passeridae.